UGACUCUUGAAUAAUAAUUUCCAUACACAUUUAUGCACUUUAGAUUCGUUCUAUGACUUUUAAUGAAUACUGUGCUGCACUGUGUUGAAAGCUCCUAAAAUCUUUUUCCAAAAAAUUAAGUACUCAAAAGAAAAGUUUCAAAAUCCAGCGUGAAAAAUAUUUAUGAAAAAUACUUAUGCAAGCAUAUCCCUCAAGUGGCUUGCUUUCGUACGUGAUUGUGCGUGUUUAAGUGCGUGUUAAUCCUACUGCGUUUUGAAGCGCUCGCGUUGUUGCGCUCACGAGCAGAUGCGCAUGCACUUGCGUUGUUUAUUCACUUGAACGCUGUUUGCUGUUCGCUGCCUGCUAAUAAACAUCUCUCUGCCGUUUGCUGUUUCGCUGCACAUAUCGCUACUUCUUCGGCAUUCGCGACAAGCGUGAGACGAGUGUGUGUGCGUGUGUUUGGAUUAGGCUGCUGCCGCUGCUGCUGUAACGAGACGCGCCUAUAAAGUGAAGUAUGGAGCACAGCCGUGAAUCUGAGCAAACAUGAAUGCCUACCAUACAAAACAAACUUAAAUUAAAAACCAAAAUUGAAAAUAUACUUUAGUUGGCUAGUAAAACGCACACAUACAAAUAUACUUAACGACAUUCUUAUCAUUGGUGAUGCGUCGAAAAGUGGAGCGACACAGCAGCGCACUGCAGCCAACGGCUACAGCGACGGCUACGGCAGCAGUGAUGACUGUAAGAAAAAUACCAAAAUCCCACAAAAGCCAAAAUUCCUCAACGGUGACCGCAAGAAUAAUGCGAACGAUCAGUUGGCCACUUUCAAUGGCAAAAAUGCAGCACAGUGGGCCGACAUGCACCGUAAGGUGGUUGGGAUUGUUGACGCUGCAGCUGCUAUUGCUGGCCACACGUAAUAUUGAGUGUCUGCAGGACGAAUUCGCACAUCCCUCCAUUUCACAAAUAUCUCCGAAAUCCAGCAAUCAAGUAAUAGCCGAUGGCUUGUCUUUGCACACCACAUCGAACCUAAGGAUCGAGAGCACAAUUGCAGACACAUCCAUGGCCGAUAAUAUACUACCGAUUGAUGAGGCCCCACUGAGUCACGAAGAUAACGAAACACGUCAACAUAUACGCAUAGAACGAUCUGCCCUGCCCAUACUGAAUGACAAUUACCCAAAAUCUGGUCCCAAUGAUGUGCAUUUUCCUAGUGAUACAGAGAAGGAAGCUGGUGCUGGUCGCUACUUUCAAUACAACAUCAAACCGACGGUCACACUGAACGACGCAAGCUCUGAGGCACCGGAACGCACACAACGCGUUCGUGCAGGCAAAACAUUUAAGCCAACAUUUAGUGGCAUUGCAGUGCCGUCUAUGGCAGCUACAGCUUCAGCUUCAGCAUCGGAUUCUUUUUUAGUGAAAGGGGACCUACGACCGCUUAUGUCGGGGUCCCCGAUCAGUCCGACGCGCAGUAUUGCUACCUCGACGGCGGCCACUGCCACGGCAUUGCCACAUAAUCCGCGUCAAAACUCUAACCCUGAUAUACAAGAUAUCAUAACAGGCAUCGUGAAGCUGUUGAAUGGCAAUGUGAACGUUCAUGCAAAUACACAGGGCCAUCGACGUCCGUCUGCUAGUCGCAUCAAUAACCGCGGACCGCCACGUAUCUCUGAUGUGCAGACGUUACCGAUCGAUUACGAUACGCAAAAGAAACCAUUGGGUUCAUCCAAUCGCCCACCACCUUAUACUGGACUAUUUGAUCGUCCCGAACGGCCGUUUAUUACAGGUGUGCCAAUACCGGAACAAAUUGUGCCUUUACGACCGGGUUUCAUAAGUCAACGGCCGCCGUGGCAUAGACCAAAACCACGUCCUCCCAUUACUACAGCUAUAGGUGGCAGACGCCCCAUACCGCAGUAUAAGCCGCUGCCGACUUCACAAUUGGCACCGCCGGCUGCAGAAGAAUCUCCAAUUCCUGCUAAAGAAACACUCGAGACUCCGACAUUACAACAUUCUGCAGAAACUGAAAUAUCAGUACCGCCAGACUACAAUGAUGCAAAUGCAGACAUGCCUAAACCAACCGACGCAGCCUACGAUUCUGAAUUUUCAAAUGAAGAUACCAAUUCACAAUAUAUUGAGGUGUCCGAUCAGGACUCUAAUGAAACUGCCGAUGCAGCGCCUAUGUCGGUGGAGAGUGCAGAAUUGGAAGAGGAAGAGUCCGCGCCCACACAGGCUUCGCCGCCACCUAUGAAGAAAGAUGAAUACAGCAACAAGAAGAAACCCACGAAGCAUAAGACGGCCGACAAGAAGAAACCAACUCAAGGCGUUCUUUCCGCACAAAUCGAGGCAAGCUCUGUUGCAAACACUGAAAUGCAAAUGUCUUCAACUUACGCACCUAUGCCCAUGGAGAAUAUCGAAGGGGUUGGUAUUGACCCAUCUACCGAAGAGGUCAUUUUCAUGACGCCGAGUAAGACGCCUGUACUGGAGAGCACCUCCAAACAGGCUGAUGCCGGUUUAUCUAAUACAUUAACCACACAGAGCUCAAUAGUAACGGCUGCAUUACCAGACACAGUUACGAACUCAAUUGAGCUGAGCUCAGCGAGUAGCACUGAACUGCUGGCAACUAUUGCACCCGCUCCAACUAAUACCACUCCCACACCUUCCACUACCACUACCACCACCACCACCAGAAUUUUCACUACCACUACAACCAAUUCUAUUUCCGUCGCUACGACAGCGACGACCACUGCUAAUACCAUCCCUACGCCAUUACCACAACCACCAAACGACUACCAACCACGUCCAGGUAUUGUACUUGAUGACCCUGAAUUUAAACCAGGUGGAAGACCCCGACCCCCACGACCUCAACAAUCCCGUCCUUUAGAUCCGCAACAGAUGCCGCCAACCCAUAUUCAACCCACACGACAGCAUUUGCCUCCGGGCUAUGGCGAAAUCUUUGAUGUUACGCUUUCGGCUAUACAAGGACCAGGGUCUGUGGGCGGUUCACAGCAAACGAUCAACAUCAAACCGUAUGGCUCCUAUGGUAGCGGUGGUGGUCAUCAAGGCGACAUCAUAGUGUCUGCGGCAGGUGAUGAUGGUUUUGUUUCAAUCGAUGGUAAGCGCACUUACAUCAAUCUCUUUGGUGAUCCAACAGAUUCGCCCAUUGGAGUGCCCACAACGCCAGCAACAGCUAUACCACAAUUACCUGGUGGCGGAGUGACACAUUUACCUGGAGCUGGUAGUGGUAGCGGUAGCGGAAGCGGAAGCAGUGGAAAUGGUAGCAGCGGUGGUAAUAAUGCAGCUACUCAAAACACUCUACCCAGCCUGGGAUCGGGAUAUGGUAUACCGGAGACGGAGGUUGUAGAUUUAGAACCGACGAAAGCGAACAGCGUGAAAACGCAAUCGCCCACCACUAAUGCUGGACCAACGCGACCGAUUUAUCGAUCACGACCGACGCAACCGCCAGUGCGUAUAGACACUUGCAUCGUGGGCGAUGACUCAACUUGUGACCAAGCGCAACAUGAACGCUGUAAAACAGAAAAUGGAGUCUCGAGUUGUCACUGUCGACCGGGUUACUCACGUCGCAAGCAUCGGGAACCGUGUAGAAAAGUCAUAUCCUUUUACCUGGGCAUGCGCGUCGAUCGUAUUUAUGAGCAUCGCAUUGUGUGGGAUAAUAAACUAUUGGAUAAGCAUAGUGAGCCCUACGGACAGCUGAGCUACGAGUCGAUACGCGCAAUCGACUCCGCCAUGUCGAUGACACCCUACUCGGAUGAGUUUAUGGAAGCGCGCGUCAACAAUAUCUACCGUGGCGAUCCAAAUUUCGGUGGCAGUGGUGUGUAUGUGAACAUGACGAUUAAACUCGAUGAAAGUGUUGAAACGCUUCGUCCCAACUUGCGCGCCGAUGUACAAAAACACUUGCUGGGUGUGCUCCACCGGCGCAACAAUAACAUUGGCAACUCUGUACUCUAUGUCACGUCACCGGAAAGCGCUAUAACUGCCUUGCAUGAUCUGGACGAAUGUCAGUCGCGCGAGUUGAAUGAUUGCCAUGCGAGUGCCACCUGUUCGAACUCAUGGGGUAGUUUUCGUUGCGCCUGCGAGACGGGCAUGCGUGAUCCAUGGGCCGAUCAACCACAGCGCGCCGGUCGUGACUGUCAAUCGUGUCCAGACUCGUACUGCAAUAAUCGUGGCACUUGCAGCUAUAACGAAGAAGGAAAUCAGGUUUGCUCUUGCGAUUCUAGCCACUAUGGUGGCCAAUGUGAAAUCGAUGGCGAAGUGCUUGGCGUGGCCAUUGGCGCCUCCCUAGCUGCGGUCGUUAUCAUUGUGCUGACUUUGGUUUGUCUGAUAAUGUGGUCGCGUCGUUGGCAACGAGAACAGAAAAAUGCCAUAGGUUCGCCGGUGUUUGGAUACAUGAAUACGGCACCAAUGAAAUCGGCCGGUUUGCCGGGACAACCGGGCUAUCAAGUGACUUUGGAAGAUCGCAUGCGCUGGGCGCAGAUUGCUGAUGUAAUGGCACAGACAAACCAUUACGGGGUAAGUCCGAUUGCUGAACCAGUGGGACCCACACGUCCGUCGUCGGCAAUGUUCGCUUAUCCAAAUCUACAGACAAUGGGUAUAGGCACCCUUGGCGGCAUGUCGAUGCAGAGCACCAUGCAGAUGCAUCAAUCUGGCAGUAUGGCACCACCGGUUCCUCUGCCACGGUAUGAGUGCGUAUACCCCUCAGACAAUUCCUCAAAUACGCAUAAAAAAAGACUGGGGUUGAGUUCACGAUCGAAUGGCAUGCGAACGCUGGAGAAUUCCAGCUCGAGCGAAGAGGAGGAUCGAACCGAUCUGCUCGGACGUAAUUUUCAAGUACCACGACCAAAGAGUAGAAGCAAUGGCAGCAUAGCGAAUCAAUCGGGCAUCUACUAUGAUGUAGAUUAUGAGCCAUCAGGCAAUGGCAUUGGCAAUACGAGUGUGGACCAUUUAUAUGGUUCACAAAAUCAGUCAUCAUCACACUCGCAUACGCACUCACACUCGCACAGUGGCAAUAAUCACAUACCAGGACCACAAGGUAUACCAAUGAGCACUUACACAUCAGGAAGAGGUCCAAGUAGUUACUAUAUGAAAUAGUAUAGCUGAUGCGUAUUUUAUACAUAUAGGUAUAUUAAUACAUACAUACAUAGAUAUGCGUAUAUGCGUAUAAGUACAUACACAUAGAUACAUUUACUUAUUGGAGUUCCGAUGCACACUGCACACUUGACAUUGGGAUUCAUUACACACACAUACAUAGUUAACAAUGAAAACUAUUUGUGGAAUUGCAGAUAUGAUAGUUUCUUGUAAUAUGUACUAAGAGCUAGUCGUUAAGUGAAUAGUUGUACAUAAGGAGUAAUGAAAUAAAAUACUACUGCUAAAUUAAAGUAAGAAAUGAAUAUUGCACGAAUACUGUAAAUGUAUUAUUUAUUUAGCUUUUAGUUAAACUAAGUUUAUUUAUUGAAAUUGUACUAACCAUAAAAUUUUCAUUUACAAAUACAAUUAAGUGUGGUGAAGAAGCAAUUUUUAGUGUAAUGGAGUAUUUGAAUAACUUUCCGAAUUGUUUAUAAAGUAUCCAUAAAAUUGUUAUAAAUGUAAUUAGUUGUAAAAAUGUAGUGUAUGUACAUACAACGAUUUAACGAAUGUAAUAAUAAACUUAAUUCUAACUAAAAAUACUAAGUGUGCGAACUUAUUGCCCUCAUUUCCGUACAGACA
Molecule: messenger RNA, 5688 nt
Organism: Anastrepha ludens (Mexican fruit fly)
Lineage: Eukaryota; Metazoa; Arthropoda; Insecta; Diptera; Tephritidae
Gene: pwn
Product: mucin-5AC
Exons: 9
Coding region: 640-5073 (1477 amino acids)
Molecular function (GO): calcium ion binding
Source: RefSeq, a predicted model, not a curated record